AUGUACGCCUCUCCUUUUAGCACAUCUUCACUUGCGUCCUCUUUCCUCAAAGGGGUCCAACCCGCGAGCAUUCUUGCACUGCGGCAAUGUGGCUCAUCCCUUUAUGUCGUUUCCAAGUCGGGGGGACAGGAAGUAACCGUUCUUGCAUACACUCUAAAAGCCCCUGCAGAGCCAUCAGUGACAGCGGAGAAGAAGGGCUCUGCUAUCAUUACAACAAUCCACACAAAUGCAAAUGUAUGGUGUUCUCCUAGUGGGAAUUAUGCUGUGGUGUCUCUGUGUGAUGAGCGGCAGCUUACAGCGGAGAUAUACGCUGUUGGUGUUGUCUCUAAGAAGCAGAAGUUACGCGUUUUCAAAAUCCGCGGGAUUGAAAUCCCGAUAACUGCUUUGACCUUUGUUUGUCCACAUCAUCCAAUUUGGAAGCUUCCGAGCGUUCUCGAUGAACCUAGCACAACAGCAUCGCUUGCUAAUGAGGAUAUUGAGGGUGUUCACAGUCCAGAGUUUCUGUUUGCGACGUCGGACAACUGUUUGAACGUAGGGCAGAUCGUGAAGAAUGAGGCCAAGGUUGUGCGCAAAACAAAGGUCGUCUCACUGUCCAAAGGUGCUGUGCUUCAAUUGCAUACCAUUCCCAUUAAUCACGCUACGAUUGACGCUGCUCGGAAAGUAGGUAUGCAGAACUAUGAUCAAUACAGCGCACCGAGCGCAGAUAUGUCGUCGGCUGUGUCUGAUCUUCCCGCAUAUAAAGCACUUAGUGUUAUGCUGACUCUAGUUUGCUCUCGCGGACUGAUUAAGGCCUAUCUUCAUACUGUGCACUCCCUAUUCGACAUAGUCUUCUCUUCUAGGGCAGAACUGGCCCGCUUUGAUUUGACAGAUGCAGAGGUUCUACAAAGGGGUCCAAUCCUCAAUACUGUUGCUGACUUUUUCUACUCUGCAACGGGGUCGGGACUGACAUAUCAGAUUAUCUCUCAGUCCAUUGGGUCAUCCAAUCUCCUUGUAUAUCAGUACAGCAUCUCUUUCCGCAAAAUCUUCGAAUCUGUUCUGCGCACUAGGAUUUCUGCACUACUUAAGAUCGAUUACCAAGACCAAGAUUCUGAUGCUGGAGCAGGGUAUGCAGAACUAAAGGCAUUACUAAAGAGGUGUGAUGCAUCUUCGUUUGUCAAUUUUGCCAUUGAUGUGACCCGAAUUCAAGGCUUCGACCCUCGCGACCCUGUCCUAGUUUGCUUGGAUGAUACUGAUAACGGUAAUACUAGUAGCAAGCAAACUACUUCACCUGGCGCGCUGUUAGGAGCAGCCACUUAUAAUUAUCAUAGUGUUAUCGUAUUGGCUAAUAGACUCUCUGUGUUCAAUUCCAUCUCGCGGUCACAGGUAACGAUGCUUCCCAAUCCUGUUGCCUACAAUGAUGUGCUUCUCAACCUGCAAGGUCUUGAUGCCACUCAUCUAUCUAAGCUACACAUGCUUCUCCAGAGUCAAUUCAUUUACUCUGGCGCAGAACUAAGACAGACGUUUCCCACCAUCACUGAUACCGGCGUUGUGGACCUUUCGACUGUCUUGCACUUCUACAUCCUCCUGUCCUAUGGGAAACUGUCAAGGACGGGCACUACCCCGUCGUCUAUCGGGUCGGUGAGUCUGAACGUUCAAGAUGAAGCCGGCAGCAUGUGGUUUAUCUACUACGCCCUCCAUGAGUACGACAAAGCUCUUCAGUACUGCCCCGUAGAAAGCACUCGGAAAGUCAUCCGGGAAGAGUAUGCAAAACAAUGUCUUGCAAACAACAAGGUUCUCCAGGGUGCCCGUUUGUUGUCCCAGACUGACCUUCCGCUCCUUGAUGUCUACCGUGACCUCAUCGGUAUCCAUAAAUAUGAAGCAGCUGUCUUAUAUCUGCAAGAAAAGCUCCAAAAGAUGCCUGCUCAUAAUGCUGCAUUGGCCAGGGCAGCCAACACCAUACGUGUAGCUGACCUUGACAGCUUGACAGAAAAGGGCGGGACAGGGGCUCUUCUGGGAUGUCUUGGUGUGACUAAAGAGCAAGCAGACCAAGCUAACUACUGUGUGGCCCGAAAGCUCGUGAUCCACAUGUUGAUUGAGGCCAUGAUCUUAGAGAUAGAUGCACGGAGGCGUGCCGUGGAAACAUACAAGGUGCUGCUGGAGAAAAACGAAGAAGGCGCUUACUUAGCGGUGCUCCAAGCCGAGGACCAAGUGGAUGUAUACAAGAUUAAGUUGAAGACGUUCCUUACCAACCCAGACUAUGUAUCUGCCCUGGACCUAUCCGUCUUACGGUCAUCCCUCCUUGACCAUGGACUUGACGACAUUUUGGUAGAGUUUUCUAAAUAUAAAAAGGACAACAGGACACUAUUCACCAGCUACUUAUUGACCCACAAGUACAAAGACGCCCUGCAUAUUUUGGCCGACCAAGAUUUGGAUUUAUUCUAUUAUUACUCAAAUACUUUGUUGUCUCACAUUCCGCGCGACUAUCUAAAUGUUGUGAAGAAGAAAACCAAGCAUGUAGCUGUGUUAGCCGCAGAAGCUAAUGGGGCAAAGCCCAGUGACGUCAAAGAUCAGGUUUUUGCACUGAGCAAACUAACAAAGUGCUUUGUGGAGGCUCUCAAUAAAGGAGACCCAGAAGUUAUGCGUGAGCUAGUGUCUUUCUUCCGAUGGCUCCUUUUAGACGAAGAGGGAAGCAUUGAGCCGUCUGUCAACACCUUUGCUUUUGAGUUUCUCGCUAAAGCCGGUGAGGAGGAGCUGUUGAGCCUGGCAAUUGAUAUUAUUCCAGUGGAUUUUUCUGUCGAUGUCUCGGUUAAGAAGUUCAAUCUCCCUGACAUUACCAGCGUUUGCAGAAGCUAUGGCUUCAGGGAUUGUGAGGCCAAAUGCCUUACCAAGACAGGGAACCAACUUGAUGCGUUAUCGCUUUCGCUGUCUCUCCAUACGAAGAUACCUCUGGCUGAACUUGAUUUCGGGCGAAAGGAAGCCUGCAUUGUGAACAUGAUAAAGAACGGAGACCUUCAGGGUGCCUUAUUAUCCAGAUCUCUUUCUACCAGUGCCGGAAUGUGUUCUGAGGAUACUUGCGAUUCUGUCUCGUCACUACAGGUCUCUCUUCCGAAUGAUAGCGAGGUGCUUAUUUUAGACGCCGCAGACUUGAUUGAUAAGUCUCAUCGUGUAGAACAGAAGAGACAGCUUUUAAAGACACUAGUUACUUGGCUUAUCAGCAUAGAGCUGCACGAUCCUACAGACUCCUUAUCUGAUAGAGGAUGGCUGACUCUCAAUCCAUCCUUGUCGAAAACGCAGGUAUAUGCCAUUGUUGAAGCAGUGUUUAGACAAUUGGUUUUGUUGCGGGCCACAGAGCUCAUGUUCGACUUUCCAUUCGUGUCCCUCACAGAGGUCAUGGACUUGAUAUUAUCUGCUGGAGCACCAUAUAACGUCAUUGCGGACAGCCUACAUCUUGCUUUCAAGCAUUACCAGAACCGAAGCGUGGAUGUUAAGCAGAGUCUUGAGAAGUGUGUCAGCCAAAUCAUGGCGAAGAAGUGCGACUUGGAAGAAGCUCGCCAACGCACAGUUGCUCAUGAGGGCCAGAAAGUAUGCGGGGUGUGCUUAGAAUAUUUGGAUAACAGCCACUGUCUUGCAAGUGGGCUUGGAAUCCGUGAACUAGCAGUGAAUAGCUGCAGUUUCUUAGCGCAUAACCAUACGGUAUUCUUUUGUGGACAUGUAUUCCACACAUCAUGCCUUGCAUUCUACCUAUCCCCUCUCAGUAGUCGGAUAAAUAAACUAGUCAGGGAGUGUGAUGCUGCACUGCAUACCGAAGCUAUGAAGCCAACUGGGCUUAUUGACAAGUUGAUAGGAAAGCUGGCCAGCAGCUGUCCCCUCUGUGAUGCAUAUGGAGUUGAGGAGAUAUCCACCGAUAUUUGCAGCGGAGCCCCUCUUCUUCUCCGCCUAUAA
Giardia duodenalis is the source of this 3921-nucleotide messenger RNA. RefSeq lists its product as uncharacterized. Gene Ontology annotation, biological process: vacuole organization; endosome organization; organelle fusion. The transcript has a single exon. The coding region runs from base 1 to 3921 and encodes 1306 amino acids. NCBI's taxonomy places the organism in Eukaryota, Fornicata, Diplomonadida, Hexamitidae. Gene Ontology annotation, molecular function: protein-macromolecule adaptor activity. Gene Ontology annotation, cellular component: endosome; HOPS complex. The record is from RefSeq and is a predicted model, not a curated record.